Aphanomyces astaci is the source of this 1104-nucleotide messenger RNA. RefSeq lists its product as hypothetical. Gene Ontology annotation, biological process: proteolysis. Gene Ontology annotation, molecular function: protein binding. Gene Ontology annotation, cellular component: extracellular region. The transcript has 2 exons. The record is from RefSeq and is a predicted model, not a curated record. Bases 1 to 1104 code for a protein of 367 amino acids. NCBI's taxonomy places the organism in Eukaryota, Oomycota, Saprolegniomycetes, Saprolegniales, Verrucalvaceae.
AUGGUUGCUGUUCCGUCCAUGCUGCUCGCGUCCUUGGGGCUUACCCUUGUCUUUGCUGGGAACCACAACAAGCUUCUCUGCAACGACGUGGAACAAAAUAUCGACUACCCUGGUUUCGACGUUGGCUCCACGUCCCAAGCCGACUCGUCCGAGUGUUGCAACGACUGCGCUGCGAACGACGAUUGUAAGGUUUGGGUAUGGACGACCUACCAAGGCGGUACCUGCUGGCUCAAGAGCGGUCACGGCGAAGGGGUGCAACUGGAUGGUGCCGUCGCUGGUUCUCUCAACGAUCACGACGAUGAUGACGACGAUGACGACGACGAUUCGGACAUUGAGGAAGACACCGACUACGAAGGCAACGAUCUCACCAGCACCUCCCGCAAGUAUGCGGAGCUCUGUACCCAAGACUGUGAGAACACCGACGGAUGCAAGCUGUUCGUGUGGACCAACCACCAAGGCGGGACGUGCUGGCUCAAGCACGCCAAAGGUGCCAAGCAUAACGUGCCUGGCGCCCGCGCUUUGGUUCUUCGCGGCGAUCACGCCACCACCACGCUCCAACCUGCAUAUUCAACCCGUCCUCCUAAGCCUACGACCACGGAGCCUGGCUACAGUACUCGUGCGCCUGCGACGACUACCACCGCUGCACCCGCGACCACGACAGCUGUUCCCCAAACUACGACGUCUAAACCCACCUCCACCUCACCUGCAUAUUCCACUCGCGCUCCUGUGACCACCACCACAGCUGCCCCUGCCACGAGUACCAAGGCACCCACUACGACAGCCACCCCUGUAAUCACCACCAAGACCCCCACAACUACGACAACUCCUUUGACAACAACUGCCAUCCCAGUCACGACCACGAAAACCCCCGUCACAACCACUGGUACUCCCGUGACAACGACUGCCGCCCCUCGAACUUCAACAAAGGUUCCCACAACCACGUCAAAGGGCACCACUACUGCAGCCCCGGGUUACAACCAAGACUCCCACCACAACCACUACGCCUGUCACGACUACAGCUGCCCCUGUGAGCACAACCGCUGCCCCUGUGAGCACAACCGCUGCCCCUGUGAGCACAACCACUGCCCCUGCAACCACCACUAA